Durio zibethinus is the source of this 1072-nucleotide messenger RNA. RefSeq lists its product as uncharacterized. Lineage: Eukaryota; Viridiplantae; Streptophyta; Magnoliopsida; Malvales; Malvaceae. The record is from RefSeq and is a predicted model, not a curated record.
AAAACCCAGACGGCCAGACCCCUUCCCUCCCCCUAUAAAUACGUGGCUCGUGUAAAGCUAGGUUUGCCCAACUAAACAGCCACACGCGGCUUUUUAGAAAUUCAAAAAAAAAUUCUCAUACUUUCUUUCUCUCUCUUCUGCCAAAAAAAAAAAAAAAAACAAAUGGCGAAAUCUUCUAGAAAAUCGAGCGGUCCGGUUCUCCGAUCUCUCUCCCCUUCUGGCCGGUUCAGUUCUCACUACACGUCACAGUCCCCAUCAUCUUCUUCUUCGGCCUUCGCUUAUUCAAGUUCAAGCUUUUCUUCACGCUCCUCAACUUUCUUUAAUCAACACAGAUCUAUCUCUCCACCACGUGUCAAUCUCUACAACCACUCUCCAUCGGCGCCGUCCGUGCGAUUCUCGCUCGAUAACCGUCCGAUCUCGCCCAACCGUUCGAUUACUACCGUCCGUAGAAACAACAAGGUGUUGAAGAAUUUACAGAGUAAACAGCCGAAGCGGACUUGCAUGUGUUCCCCUACGACGCAUCCGGGAUCGUUCCGUUGCAGCCUUCAUAAGAGUUUUAAUAAUUCGCACGCGGUGACAAGUUGCGCGCCUAAUAAUCGGCUCAACGCGCGGAGGUCUGCUAUGACGAACUCGCUGGUGAGAAUCGGAGGAGUCGAAGGAGAUCUGGUUAAGAGAGCUUUGUCGGCUUUGAUUAGACCUUCCUCUCACCAGCAGCGUCGCCGCGCAGCGUUCCAGCCGAGGCCGAGUCGGCUCUCCGUGAUGUCAAAAGCCGAGGAUUAAUGAAGAUUCCUUUGCGGUGUGUGUAAUCUUUUAACGAUUUCUGGUUAAGUCUCCGAGAUUUUCCGGUGAUUGGAGAUCGAACUUUGGAGUCAAGCCGCGGAAGGUGGCGGUGAAGUCAGAUUGCGGCGAAGAAGUUGGAAAUCUGAACGAAGGAUUCGGGCCGGAAAUGAAUUUUAGUGUACUCCGGGUGACCGAAACCGUAAAAUCCGAGGAACAUAUUAUCAUAUAUUUUGUUGGUGUAAAUACACAUAUUUGCAGCCAAUGGCAAAUUUGAGGAGCUUUUGGACAAAAA